UUUUCUUCCCUUUCCCCCCCUUUCCUUUUCUACCCCGAUUUUUUCCUCUGAGAUCCCGGUUUUGUCAAUUAGAGCCCCUGAACUUCUCUGGGAUUUCAGGUGAGGCACGCGUGUGUAGUGUGUGGUGCUUCUUCAUUUUUUUAUUGCCUAUCAUGGCUCACGCGGCCUCCCAAUUGAAGAAGAAUCGGGGGGAAGUGGAUGUGAAUGCAAUAGAGGACGAGAAGGAGAAGCGGAGGAAGAGCAGGAGAGCAGCGUCCCGGGAACAAAAGAGAAAGUCUGACAGCAAUGCCAGUUACCUGCGAGCUGCCCGGGCAGGGAACCUUGAAAAGGUCCUUGACUACCUCAAGUCUGGGGUUGAGAUCAACAUUUGCAAUCAGAAUGGUCUGAACGCUCUCCAUUUAGCCUCCAAGGAGGGGCAUGUAGAGGUUGUUGCUGAGCUGCUGAAGCUCGAAGCUGCUGUGGAUGCAGCCACCAAGAAAGGAAACACUGCUCUGCACAUAGCCUCGCUGGCUGGCCAAACGGAAGUGGUCAAAGAGCUCGUCACAAAUGGAGCCAAUGUCAACGCACAAUCUCAGAAUGGCUUCACUCCUCUGUACAUGGCCGCCCAGGAGAAUCACCUGGAGGUGGUACGGUUUCUUCUGGAGAACAACGCCAGCCAGAGUAUGGCCACUGAGGAUGGCUUCACUCCUUUGGCGGUGGCCCUCCAGCAGGGCCAUGACCAGGUGGUCUCCCUGCUGCUGGAGAACGAUACAAAGGGCAAGGUACGCCUACCUGCCCUGCACAUCGCUGCCCGCAAGGACGACACCAAGGCCGCGGCCCUGCUCCUACAGAACGACCACAACGCGGACGUCGAGUCCAAGAUGAUGGUGAAUAGAACAACAGAGAGUGGCUUCACCCCCCUCCACAUCGCUGCUCACUAUGGUAACAUUAACGUGGCCACGCUUUUGCUGAACAGAGGAGCUGCUGUGGACUUCAUGGCUCGGAAUGACAUCACACCGCUUCAUGUGGCAUCAAAAAGGGGCAACAGCAACAUGGUCAAGUUGCUGCUGGACAGAGGGUCCAAAAUUGAUGCAAAGACCAAGGAUGGUCUGACACCUCUUCACUGUGGGGCGAGGAGCGGGCACGAGCAGGUGGUAGAAAUCCUACUAGACCGAGGAGCUCCUUUCCUGUCUAAGACCAAGAACGGGCUGUCGCCGCUGCACAUGGCCACUCAGGGGGACCACCUGAACUGCGUCCAGCUCCUGCUCCAGCACGACGUGCCGGUGGACGACGUCACCAAUGACUACCUGACAGCGCUGCACGUCGCUGCACACUGUGGUCACUACAAGGUGGCCAAGCUCAUCGUGGACAAGAAGGCCAACCCGAAUGCCAAGGCUCUGAAUGGUUUCACACCACUUCACAUUGCCUGCAAGAAGAACAGAGUCAAAGUGAUGGAGCUGUUGCUGAAACAUGGAGCGUCUAUCCAGGCUGUCACUGAGUCUGGCCUGACGCCCAUCCAUGUGGCAGCUUUCAUGGGGCACGAGAACAUUGUCCAUGCACUGACGCACCACGGAGCAUCACCCAACACGACCAACGUACGAGGGGAGACAUCUCUCCACAUGGCAGCCAGGGCAGGCCAGGCAGACGUAGUCCGAUACCUGCUCAAGAACGGAGCCAAGGUGGAGACCAAGUCCAAGGAUGACCAGACAGCGUUGCACAUCGCCAGUCGGCUGGGGAAAGUCGACAUUGUCCAACAGCUGCUGCAGUGCGGCGCCUCUGCCAACGCUGCCACCACCUCAGGCUACACCCCCCUUCACCUGGCUGCCCGCGAAGGACACCAAGAUGUUGCUGCCAUGCUGCUGGAUAACGGAGCCUCGCUGUCCUCCUCGACUAAGAAAGGGUUCAGUCCCCUGCAUGUGGCAGCAAAGUACGGCAAGAUGGAGGUGGCCAGUCUCCUCCUGCAGAAGAGAGCGGCGCCUGAUGCUGCUGGGAAGAGUGGGCUAACUCCACUGCAUGUAGCCGCUCACUACGAUAAUCAGAGAGUGGCACUGCUGCUGCUGGAUCAGGGAGCUUCCCCACACGCUGCCGCCAAGAAUGGCUACACGCCUCUCCACAUCGCUGCCAAAAAGAACCAAAUGGAUAUUGGGACCACACUGCUGGAGUACGGCGCCGAUACCAAUGCGGUGACGCGGCAGGGCAUCAGCCCCAUUCACCUGGCAGCGCAGGAGGGCAGCGUGGACCUGGUGUCACUGCUGCUGACCAAGAACGCUAACGUCAACGUGUGCAAUAAGAGCGGACUUACACCACUUCACUUAGCAGCGCAGGAGGACAAGGUCAAUGUUGCAGAAGUCCUUCUCAACCACGGCGCUGAUGUCAACCCACAAACAAAGAUGGGUUACACUCCACUGCACGUGGCUUGUCAUUAUGGCAAUGCAAAGAUGGCAAACGUCCUGCUGCAGAACCAUGCAAGAGUCAACGGAAAAACCAAGAACGGGUACACUCCUCUCCACCAGGCAGCCCAGCAGGGCCACACCCACAUCAUCAACCUGCUGCUUCAGCACGGUGCCUCGGCCAACGAGCUCACCGUGAAUGGGAACACUGCCCUGUCCAUCGCCCGUCGCCUUGGAUACAUUUCUGUUGUGGACACUCUGAGGCCCAUGACGGAUGAAAACCUGUCCACCAUGAGUGCAUCAGAAAAACACAAAAUCAACGUUCCAGAGACGAUGAAUGAGUUCCUCGACAUGUCCGACGAUGAAGUCCGGGCCAAUGUGCCAGAAACUCUCAAUGAGGAGUCUUUUUCAGAUGUUGAAGAAGGUGAGGAUGCGAUGACCGGGGACACGGACAAAUAUCUGCGGCCUCAGGACCUCAAGGAGCUGGGGGAUGACUCUCUCCCUCAGGAGGGGUACAUGGGCUUCAGCAUAGGAGCCCGCUCAGCCAGUUCGGAUAGGUCCAACACACUCAACCGGAGCUCCUUCGCACGGGACAGUAUGAUGAUCGAAGAGAUUCUGGCGCCUACAAAGGACACGCUUCAGAGUGUCUGUAAAGACAUUUCCUACUUGGUUGACCCACUAAAUAAGCACCUGGCUGUGACCAGAGACUACAGCUCGGAGUGUAUGCGGCGCUACAGCUGGACUCCGGACACCAUGGACCACAGCCACAACACUGUGUCCAGCCCCAUUCACUCUGGCCUCUCCUCCCCGCUCCCUCAGUAUGACUCCAGGUUCUUGGUCAGCUUCAUGGUGGAUGCGCGCGGUGGUUCCAUGAGAGGCAGCCGCCACAACGGCAUGCGAAUCAUCAUUCCUCCCAGGAAGUGCACAGCGCCCACACGCAUCACCUGCCGCCUGGCCAAAAGGCACAAGCUGGCCUACCCCCCACCCAUGGUGGAGGGAGAGGGACUGGUGAGCCGGCUGGUGGAGGUCGGACCAGCUGGGGCGCAGUUCCUCGGGCCUGUAAUUGUGGAGAUCCCUCAUUUUGGGUCAAUGCGGGGGAAAGAGAGGGAGCUGAUUGUGUUGAGGAGUGACAAUGGUGACACGUGGAAGGAGCACCAGUCCGACGCCAGACCAGAAGACCUCAUCGAGCUGCUUACUGGAAUGGAUGAAGAGCUGGACAGUCCUGCUGAGUUGGAGAAGAAGCGCAUUUGCCGCAUCGUCACCAGCGAUUUCCCUCAGUAUUUUGCUGUGGUGUCGAGGAUCAAGCAGGAGUCGAACCACAUGGGGCCUGACGGGGGCAUGCUGUCCAGCUCCACGGUGCCCAUGGUGCAGGCCUCGUUCCCGCAAGGCGCACUCACCAAGAGGAUCCGUGUUGGCCUGCAGGCUCAGCCUGUGCCAGAUGACAUGGCGAGGGCGGUCCUUGGGAACAGAGCCACCUUCAGCCCCAUCGUCACUGUCGAGCCCAGGAGGAGGAAGUUCCACAAGCCGAUCACUAUGACCAUCCCUGUCCCACCUCGAUCGGCAGAAGGCCAUCCCAGCGGCCACCGGGGUGACGCCGCACCCUGCCUGCGUCUGCUCUGCAGCAUCACAGGAGGGACGUCCCCUGCCCAGUGGGAGGACAUCACAGGGACCACACCACUGUCCUUUGUAACCGACUGCGUCUCCUUCACCACAAAUGUGUCGGCCAGGUUCUGGCUCGCAGACUGUCACCAGAUUCCUGAGACGGUGAGUCUAGCGUCUCAGUUAUACCGGGAACUGAUCUGCGUGCCGUACCUGGCCAAGUUUGUGGUGUUCGCCAAGAUGAACGAUGCUAUUGAGGCUCGGCUGCGCUGCUUCUGCAUGACGGACGACAAGGUGGACAAAACCCUCGAGCAGCAGGAGAACUUUGAGGAAGUGGCCCGGAGCAAAGAUAUUGAGGUUCUUGAGGGCAAACCUAUCCAUGUGGACUGCUAUGGCAACCUGUCUCCUCUCACCAAAAGUGGGCAGCAGCUGGUUUUUAACUUCUACUCCUUCAAGGAAAACAGGCUUCCUUUCAACGUGAAGAUCAGAGAUAUGGGCCAGGAGCCAUGUGGCCGACUCUCCUUCCUGAAAGAGCCAAAAUCCAGUAAAGGCCUUCCACAGACUGCCAUAUGCAAUUUGAAUAUCACACUGCCAACCCACAAGAAGGAUAUGGAGUCUGAUCCUGAUGAUGAGACUGAAAAGCCAGAACGACGUCAUACCUUUGCCUCCUUAGCUUUGCGUAAGCGCUACAGCUAUUUGACCGACCCAGCAGCGAAAACAUCUGAUCGAAGCUCGCCGAGAACACAGCCUUCUAGCUACCCUCACAAACCUGUCUUUUCAACGAGAUCUUAUCAGGCGUGGUCGCCUGUUCCUGUCGCCGUCCCUGGUCAAGCCAAGUCUGGGUUUGGCUCCCUCUCCAGUUCGUCAUCCAACACGCCCUCUGCCUCUCCAUUAAAGUCUGUCUGGUCCAUCAACUCUGCCUCCCCCAUCAAGACCAACAUCCCCGGAUCACCUGCCUCUUCUGUAAAAUCAGUUAGUGACAUGGCCUCUCCCAUCCGAUCUUACAGAACCAUCUCCUCUCCUAUAAAAACUGUAGUCCAGCAAGUCCAGUACCCAGUCCAGGUCAGCCCCCUGGCCUCACCAUGUAAAAGCGCCCCAGAUCCUAUGUCUAUGAAAGGACUGGCAGCGUUGUCUGCUAGGACCUCCCCAAUAACUGUCUCUGGAGGAGGAAGCCCUCUUCUUGAGAGAGCAUCAAUAAACAUGACCCCACCAACCUCUCCCAAAUCUUCUCUGAGUAUGUUCAGUUCACCCCUGCCAUACAAGACCGUUAUGGGAGGCUCUAGUGGGACAGCAUCUUCCUCCUCACCCAUAAAAACAGUCCCCGGUCUCUCUUCUGUGCGUUCCUUUGCUGCAGACGUCACUGGCCCUGCAAGAAACCUGUUCUCCUCUCUUACGUCGCCACUUAAAUCCAACAACCCUCCAAGUGCCGCAGCUCUAAUCAAUGGAACUGUGUCGCCCACGCAGUACCGCUCCUCAUCCCCAACAUCUCUUCUCACAAGCAGUCUUCAAGAGAGGAUACAAGCAACCACCAAUGCUGCAACGACUAGUGUCAAUGCAGCCUUUGAUGAGGUCGAGAAAACAUUUAAUUCUUGUUCUGCAGGCUAUGGCACCUUAAAGUCCAUGUCCUCAUCAGCAUCCUCCUCAUAUCAGUCCAUUAGAUCGUCUGCUUCUAACUCCCUGUACGCCUCUCUAAGAUCCCCCCCCAACGCUCCCACUCCUGUAACAUCCAGUACAGUGACUGUUCCAGUGUACUCUGUCAUCAAUGUGCUGCCAGAGCCCCAGUUUAAAAAGUUACCUGAGGUUUCCAGGUCAACUGCUGCUCUUCUGUCCCCGCGGAAGACGGUGCCUGCUGAGGUGAAUGCUCAGAUGCAGUCUUCCUUUGCCAGAACUCUUUCCCCCAUCAAAUCCCCUCAUUUUCCAGCUGGCCUGAAAUCAAACACCACAUCGCCCCUGUCGUCCAGCCAAGAGAUUUUGAAGGAUGUAGCCGAAAUGAAAGAGGACUUGAUACGAAUGUCCGCCAUUUUGCAGACAGACCCGAAUUCCACAGCCAAUAAAGGUUUUCAGUCUGAUUCUUCCAAAGAGGCUAAGAUAGAGGACGAGGAGCCAUAUAGGAUUGUGGAGAAAGUAAAACAAGAUCUGGUUAAAGUGAGCGAAAUCCUUACUAAAGAUGCUGUGAAGGAUGGUAGGGUUUCUCUUGCAAGGGGCUCUUUGGAUGACAUACACUUCUCAAAAGUACAAGUUGAACAACCACCGAGCAACUGGAGCUAUCCACCGAGAUAUGAGACUGUCGUUCCCCAAGUCAAAUCAAAAACAAUACCAGAUAGAGAUUUCAAUCUCUCCAAAGUGGUCGACUACUUGGCUAAUGAUGUUGGGAGCAGCUCUUUCUCCAAAAUGCAUGACCCAAAGCAUAAAGCAGAUGAGGGCAAGAGAGAAUGUGAGGGCAAGGAGAAGCAGAAACGUGUCCUAAAACCUACCAUGGCAGUUCAGGAGCAUAAGCUCAAAAUGCCUCCAACAAACAUGCGCUCUUCAGCUUCAGACAAAGAGAUCAGUAAAGUAGCAGAAGCUCUUUUUGGAGCAGACACUGUGCUAGACUCCCCUGAUGACAUCUCACAUGAACAGGAUAAAAGCCCCCUCUCAGACAGUGGCUUUGAGACCCGCAGUGAAAGGACACCCUCUGCUCCUCAGAGUGCAGAAGGCAUGGGUCCAAAAGCCCUUUUUCAGGAUAUCCCAGUUCCCCCAGUGAUUACUGAGACUAGGACUGAGGUUGUUCAUGUCAUCAGGAGUUAUGAGCCCCCUGAGGAUAACAAACAACCUGCAAUGGAGGAUGGACAUCCUGUCAGAUAUAUUGAUUUAGAUUCUAAGGGGCAUCAAGCUACAUUAAGUCCAGAUCACAAUAAAUGCCAUUCGAUAAAAGUCAGCCCUGAUGAGGAUCCAUCGGGGAAAGGGAUGAGGGUGAAGGAGGAGACUCACAUCACUACCACCACCAGGAUGGUUUAUCACAAACCACCUGGCAAAGAAGCAGCAUCGGAGAGGUGUGAGGAGACUAUGUCUGUUCAUGACAUAAUGAAGGCUUUUCAGUCAGGCAAGGACCCGUCUAGAGAGCUGGCCGGACUGUUUGAACACAAGUCUGGCAAUGAGGAAACAUCACAAAGAGUCCUUGAGGACAUCAACUCCAAACCUAAGGUCGAGAGAAUAAUUGAGGUUCACAUAGAAAAGGGCAAUAAGACAGAACCAACAGAGGUCAUCAUCAGAGAGACAAAAAACCAUGCAGAGAAAGAAAUGUAUUACUACCCAGAGAACAGACAGGAAGAUGAGGAGCCUGAAGAAUCACUUCCAGUGUACCUUGAUUCCCCCAGAGUGAACACACCCAUGUCACAAGAGGAAGACAGCCGCCCUAGUUCAGCACAGCUCAUGGCAGAUGACUCUUACAAAACACUAAAGCUACUUAGCCAGCAAUCUGUAGAAUACAAUGAGGACGAAUCAUCAGAGCUUAGGGGAGAAUCGUAUAAUUUUGCAGAGAAAAUGCUACUCUCUGAGAAGUUCGACCAGUCUCAUUCUGACACAGAGGAAUAUCUGAGAGAUAGGUCUCGCUUCCAUUCGCCAGACAGAAGCAGUCACAGUGAGGGUAGAUCGGUUGGGCCUAGGACAGAGUAUGUCUUUAGGUCGUCGAGAAAUGUGUUUGACAAAUCUGGAAGAAUGGCCAAUGUUGAUGAUAACUUUGACAAACUGACACUUUUGCAGUAUUCGUCUGAGCCUGGUAGCCCGAAGCAAUCAGUUUGGAUGCGUGUGUCAGAUGACACACAGAGUAAGGACAGAGGACAGCUUGUGUAUGAGGACAGGGUGGACAGGACUGUAAAGGAGGCAGAGGAAAAACUCAGUGAGGUAUCUCAGUUCUUUCGUGAUAAAACAGAACAGCUAAAUGAUGAGCUCUCGUCUCCAGAGAAGAAAUCUCGAAGACCAGACUUCAGAGAAUCACGAUCGGGGCCGAGUUCUACACACAGCAGUCCAGAGAGAUCAGCUUAUAGGAAUGGGGGUAGUGGGGAAGAAUGGAGCAGAGAAAGGCUAAGAGACAGGUUCAGCUCCAGUGAUAGAAAGUGUGCCAGCUUGCCCAGUAGUCCAGAGAGGAGAGUAUUGCUCCAGUACAGUGAUUCGGACCCCAGAAAACAAGGAGAUGGUAAAUCACAGGGAAACACAGGUGAAAGCCCCAAACCUUUUCAAAUGUCUUCCUCCAAAGUCAGUGCUGUGAGACUAAAGUUUGAGCAAGAGGCUCAAAGGCAAGAUAGGGGUCCUCAGGGUGGCCAAAAUUCAAAUCCUCCUAUCAGGAAACUCCAGGAAAGUAAGCUACCUGUUUAUCAGGUAUUCGCUGGUCCAAACAUUCCAAAAACACCAGACAGUCCAGGAAACCAGAGGAGACACGAGGCCAGUGGAAGAGAUCAGGAAGAGAAAAAGUUAUUCAAAACGUGGGAAAGCCAAGACUAUGGGAGCUAUAAACCCCAAUCUCCCAAACUAUCUCAGUCUUUAAUCCAUGAUUCCAUUAAAGAUGGCAAUAAUAGUGAUUCCCAAAGACAAGAAACCACAAAGAAAAUAAUCUACACAGAAUUCGUCGUCCAUGAAAGUCCAAAUAGCAAUGAUAGUCUAAAAAAAAACUCGGAAUCGCAAAUUCCUGUAAGAAAGCCAUCUAAUUUCCCCGAAAAUCAAAAAUCCACCACUUUAAAAUUAGAUGCCUCCAUUGAACCACAUGAGAGGGCAGGGUCUCAUAUACCUACUUUAGCUAGAAAUCGGUUACACAGUAGCUCUGAUUCCAACAAGUCUACUCGUGGAUCAUCACUAGGAAAAUCCACAGACUCAUCAGAAGGUAGCCUGUCAAAUGUAGUGUGUAACGGCAUUGAUAGUGACCAAGUAGAGUAUUUGGACGACAUUACUCCUGUCGUUGUCACAGAGGGUUUCAAAGAUAUUAAACCCUUACCUGUGUAUGUUAGUAUCCAAGUAGGAAAGCAGUAUGAGAAAGAAACUGCCUCGGGACAGCUGGGAACGUACAAAAAGAUAGUAAGCCACGAGAGUAGGACAGUGCAUGAGACAAGGGGGGCCUUUUACACUGUCAAGCAAAAGCAGUCUCCAUCUCCUCAAGGAAGUCCAGAAGACGACACUCUAGAGCAAGUGACUUUCAUGGACAGCUCUGGGAAAAGUCCUGUUACCCCCGAGGCCCCCAGCUCAGAGGAAGUGAGUUUGACCUCGAGAACGCCAGAAUCUGUGAUAGGCUUCAUGCCUGGCAUGCCAAGCCCUAUCCCAGAGGAGUCUGAGGAGGAAGACGGGAAGACCUUCAUCUACAAGGGGCCCUCAAAGGAAAAAUCUAAGUCAGAGACUCACAGUAGAAAACAGGAUGCAGAGAGACAGAAGUCAAAGGAGAAAAGAGUGGCUUAUAUAGAGUUUCCACCUCCUCCUCCUUUAGAGGCAGAGCAGUCUGACCCAGAGAAAAGGGGGUCAUGUGCCUCGUCCGAGGCAGAGACGGAGAUGAUGGAGGUGAACCUCCAAGAGGAGCAUGAUAGGCACCUCUUAGCUGAGCCAAUUAUCAGGGUCCAGCCUCCAUCCCCUAUUCCCCCUGGAGCUGAUAACAGUGACUCCAGUGACGAUGAGUCUGUCUUCCAUCCCAUCCCUGUCAAAAAGUACACCUUCAAAAUAAAAGAAGAGGGAGAGAAUAACACAAAACCCAAGAAAUUAGGGAAGAAUGGAAAUAAGGAUUCUGGGAUCAAUGGUGUUGUAAAGGAGGAGGAUGUUGACUUUGAACAAAAUGGCAAUGAUCAGUCAAUCACUGACUGCUCCAUAGCCACCACUGCUGAGUUCUCCCAUGACACAGAUGCUACUGAAAUAGACUCUUUAGAUGGGUAUGACCUUCAGGAUGAGGAUGACGGACUAAGCGAGGACCCUAAAACAUCUAGUCUGUCCAACGAGGGAAAAACAACGGACCGGUCAUUUAGUCAGUCUAAGCUUGAAGUGAUCGAGGAAGAGAAAUGUGAGGAAGGGGGGGAUAAUGGAAAGACUAAAACCAACACUUCUUCAGCUAGUGGAGAUGAAAAGGAUUAUACCCUCGAAGGAAGACAUCCAGAUAGGCAGACCUUUGCAGAGAACUACUUUGGCUACCAACUUGAGGAGGAGCUGAACUCAACCUUUAAAACUGUUGCCACCAAAGGUCUGGACUUUGACCCUUGGUCCACCAAAGGGAGUGAUAAUGAUGGAGUUUAUGAGUCAAAAACAAAAGAUGAGGAUCCCAAGCCCUUUGGUUUAUCGGUGGAGGACAAAUCACAGGCUACAACACCUGACACAACCCCCGCUCGAACACCGACUGAUGAGAGCACACCGACUAGUGAGCCUAACCCCUUCCCUUUCCAUGAAGGGAAGAUGUUUGAGAUGACCCGCAGUGGUGCUAUUGACAUGAGCAAGCGGGACUUUGUUGAAGAGAGGCUUCAGUUUUUCCAGAUUGGUGAGCAUUCCUCUGACCCUAAAACAGGGGAAAAGGGGAGAGGGGGCAAGAACCCGGGGGUAAUUUCCUCUCAGUCAGGGGAGAGGGCCACAGUAGAUGGGAAGGUGAAAGUUGUAGAUACUACCACAGACAGCAGCACAACACCAGCAGCAACAACAGCAAAAUGCAGCACUGCACAGCCUGGUGAGACUGGCUAUACCGGUACCGAUGCCCCCACCUGUGAAGCCAUAGCUGAGACCGCCUCCUCAUGCACAAUCACAGCCUCUAAGGUUGAUCCCAAAUUACGCACUCCUAUUAAGAUGGGCAUAGCUGCCUCGAUAACUGUGAAAAAAGACUCAGGGGAUCUCACCGAUUGUAAAGCGGAGCUGUCAGAGGGUCAGAUGGUGCCAGAAUACAUCAGUAUAGAGGGUCAGUGUGCAGAGAGCCAGUCUAGCAGACGCCCUGAACCAAAGGUAGAGAGAAGAGAUUACCCUUCUGAGAACUGCAACAACAACAAUAACCUUGAGUCCUCAAGCGUUCAGGCCAACUACAUUCAGUGUGGAAGUGUGGUGUUUAAUUUGCAGUCCUCCUCCGAGCCCACUCUUCAAAAAGCUAGCAGGAUAGAAACACUGUGCUGUAGGGAUAUAGAAGAGAGAGUGGAAGUACACCAUAGCAGCCAAGUUCAGGAGCAGAAAAGUGAAACCAGUAAAGAAAUUGAAGUGAAGCAGCCCAAGUCGAGGCUUCCAGUUAAAGCAUCAGGGUGGUCAUUUCACACGCAGGGAACAGCCAUAGGCAAACAGAAGCCCAAACAAUCGGUGACAGUUGAGGUCAGGAAACGAGGAGAGCCAGCCAUAGCCAAAGUAGAACCCAGGUCUAGAAUACCAGUCAAGGAUGUUAAAAAGAGUAGCCCUGCUGCCACAGCUGGCUCACUUGUUUCAGUUCGGGUUACCUCACAGCCAACCAGGGCAUUGGACACAGGGAGAGCAGCCAUACAGUUGCCCUCAAGGCUACCACUGAAGGACAGGCAUCAGGUCAGCAAUGUCACAAAGGAGGGAGCAUGUAGACAGGACAGGCAGGAGAACCCUAGUGAGAUUUGUAAGCGCACCAUCGAAUACUUUAAAGGCAUUAGCGGGGAGACGCUAAAGUUGGUGGACCGCCUGUCAGACGAGGAGAAAAAGACGCAGACAGAGCAGUCGGAGGAAGACAGCACCUCCCGGAGCACCUCUCUGUCGGACGCCUCCCAGCCUUCCCAGCCCUCCCAGCCCUCCCGCUCAUCCAGGUCUGGUAGAGGUUCGAGGGCUGAGGCCGGGGCCGCGUCCGUAAGGGCAAAGGUGGCGACGACGGACAGGGCCUCCGGCAGUGAGAGGAGCAGGAGGAGUAGGCGGACUGGUGGGAAGGAGGGCAGUCAGGGACUCACAGGGUCUCGAACGCCUCCCAUCGCGGAGAUCAAGCCUAGUCCCCAGAGUCCUUGUGAGCGAACAGACCUUCGCAUGGCUAUCGUUGCAGAUCACCUGGGACUCAGUUGGACUGAGUUGGCCCGGGAGAUGAACUUCACAGUGGAUGAGAUCAACCACAUCAGACUAGAGAACCCCAACUCUCUGACAGCACAGAGCUUCAUGCUACUUAAGAAAUGGGUCAGUCGGGAAGGAAAAAACGCCACAACGGAUGCCUUAACUUCAGUGCUGACCAAAGUCAAUCGGAUGGAUAUUGUGACUUUACUGGAGGGCCCAAUAUUUGACUAUGGUAACAUUUCAGGCACGAGAUGUUUUGCCGAUGAUAACGCUGUUUUCCGGGAUCAGGCUGAUGAUUAUCAGAGCAUUCUAGCGGAGCUGCAGUCCCCCGCCGCACUGCACUCCAACCCCCACUUCUUGGAGCCAGAACUCCCCGUCACCCCCAACCCUUCCCUUGCCCACCACCAGCAGCACCAUUACCCAGAACCAGACACCCCUUUGCUGGCCGACUCCCAGCCUCAGCCCCCGCCCUGGAGCCCGGAGGUAGAGCCAGGUAGCGGAGAGCCAGACAGCCCCCCUAGGAGCCCUCCCAGACCCUGUGAGCUCGCCCUCCCCGUCCCAAUCUUUGUACUCCCCGAUCCCAUUCCUCCCAAGGUAGGCAAGCCCCACAUCGCUCUGAACGACCAGCUGCUUUUGAGCGAGGAGGAAGACAGGUCUUUUAAAGAAAUGGAGCUGAGCCACAAGCCCAAGUCCCACUCCCUCCCUGCGAUGUGCGAGUUAGACAUUGACAUGGCGUACUCCACAUCUUCCCCUUCACUCUCAUCAGUAUCAUCAAUAACCCCAUCAUCGCCCGACAGAGCACAAAUAGGAGAUGGAGGAGUACAGAUGAGUCCCACCAAUGGAGUACAAGAGGAUGUAGGUUUGAAUGUAGGUGAAAAGGAAGUGACAGAGGAAAAAGAGAAGGUUGUUGAGAUGGUCGCAGCAGAGUUAUCAGAGGGAAAUGGAUUUGUGGAAAAGUGGGUAGAGCAGGACUUGAUUAAAAAUGUGGAAAGAAAGUGUGAGAUGAUAACAAAAGAUAGGUCUCCGCUGGCAGAGGAGAAUAACAUUUUGGCGGAACAGAAAGAGAAAGAUGUGAUAAAUGAUGGGAAUAAGUGGGCAGCCUGCGAGGUGGAGGAGGUGAGAGAUGUGCAGAAUCUGUCAGGAGAACAGCAAAAUCUGAUAGAAAUUGGGUUUGAAGUGGAAAGAUGUUGUACUGUAAUAGAAGCAGAGACCGUUAAAGAGAGUGUUGAUGAAGCAGCUGAGGUUCAAAGCGUUGAUGGGGGCAGUGAGGAAAGGGUUUGCCAGGGUGAAGAGGAUGACACACAUGGACAACUGCAGUUGAAAGAUGAAGAAGAGUUGUGUGGCAAUGAAAAAGGUAUUUGCGGGUCAUCAGAAGGAGACCAGGCAGCCGAGGACCAGGCCGUAACUCGCCUCUCCCCUCAGGCGUGGGUUGAGGCACUUGAGGAGCGUCAGCCCAGUGAGUCUGAAUCCAAUGAGGAAGAGCAGGAGGGAAACGGAGACAAAGAAAUCCCAGAAGAGGCAUUGGGAUCUCUGGUGGAGGAGGUGGAGAAAGAAGAAGGCUCAGAGGUGAAGGAGGAGGACCAAGAGAUGACCGAGGCCAACUUUCAGCAGAUUCAUGAUCAGGUUGAACAGGCAGAAAAAGAAGUGUGUUCACUUUCAGGUUGGCACAGUGAUUCAUCCAGUGUCAAUGUGGAACCACCAACGCCAGGCCGCAGUGUCAGCUCAGACCUGCUCGACAGGCGGGAAAGCCAAGAGAACUCUAGUGACUCCAUCACUUCCUCAUCCAGGGGAGAAUCAGGGAGGUCCCGAACAAACGGCAACAACUCAAAGCACUCACCUCAGGACCGCUCAUCGGAAUCAUCGAACGGCAGAAAGGAAGAGGGAGCACUGGUGUCGGAGAAAAAAGUCCAGGGAGAAGAAGCAAAGAAUAUCCCUGGCGAGUCUGUGACUGAGGAACACUAUAUGGACCACGAUGGUAACCUCGUCAGUAGAAAAGUGAUCAGGAAGGUUAUUCGACGGGUGUCUACUCCCACACCAGAAAACCAAGGAGGUGACAGGUGGCACCCAGACCUUCAGCUCAGUCACACUCUGCAGGACGAUUGGUCUGAGCAAGGGGAAGGGUCACGGAAUAGCCGGCGAAAGGAUGACAGAAGAUCAGGGGAUAAAAAGCUCCACUCAUAGGGAUGGUUGUGCUCUACCAGAUUUACAGGAACCAAGUUAGAUGUUUCCUGGGAACAUGUGUUCAGAGGGCUAGAGAGCUCCAGUGUGAGGACUUCAGGGUCCAUUCUGCAACUAUCUGCUUCAAACAAACGGUUUUAACGAGAGAGGAGUCGACCCUUCUGACUUACGCAUGAGCAUGAAAAACUCACUUCCUGUCAACGAAAGCACCGGGAGGUUCUCACUUUCAGACUGUGGUGGACACGUGGACAUUGAAUUCUGCUUCCUGUUUUGUGUGAAACAAUACGUGCCAUCGGUCCACUGGUGUUGUGAGAGAUUUUUCUUUCUUUUGAGGAGCAUCGUUUGUUGUGAAAACGAUAAAAGACUCCAUUACAUGACAACCACACGGGUGCAACUGUGACCAAAGAUGGCACAAGAGCUCAAUCCACACGGUGGGUGGAAAGAAUGAAGUAGACACAAUAACACAAAAAAAAAUCUAAUGGAACACUUCUGAUCCAAGUUCAACACUCGCCUUAUAGUUUUUUCUUGAACCCAUUGUUGUCAGGAUGUAAAUUGUUUUGGGAUUUUUUUUUCUUCCUUUUUAAAACUUAAACUAACACAAAAGCUUUUUUCUGUAUAUAAAACUACAAUGUGUAAAAUUCUUAAAAAAGGGGUAAGCUACUGGUUGAGAACGCACUGAGGAGAAUAACCUUUUCAAAGUGCUUUCGAAAUUUAUUGAAACGGUUCCACUUUUAAAGAUUUGAGUGUAAACUUCACAGGUUCUUGUAUAAUUAAUUAUUAGAGCAGGUAUAAUGUUUGUACAUGAAAAAAAUGCUGGUUUGAUUUUAACAGAGGAAAUUUCCAGAAAAAAAUCAAAUUUCAGUAAUUCCCAAAGUGGGAAUGGAUUUAAUCCUACAAAAAGCAGCCUUUCAGAGUACUCAUAUUUUCAUGCAUGCUGUUCACAUUAUUUUAAGUACAAUUUUUACAAGUUUGCAAACACUGUAUUCAAAUGACAAAUAAAACCCUUUAUCUGUGUACACAUAUAGCCCUAACAUUUGUCACCGAUUUUAUAUUUUAAAUUGAAAGGGGAUACCAUUAAAACAUUUAUCAUGUCGGGGUGAGGAUGAUCUAUAGCUUCUUGAGGGUGUGAUGUCUUGUCUGUUUAUGUAAAAACCGGAGGGCAGCUUCUGCUACGAGAAAGAAAUAAUCUGAAUGUAAAUGCUAGUAGGCUGGCUCGCUGUAAAAUUAUAACUGUAUUGUGCGUAUUGGCUAUAAGGUGUAGGAGUCUCUGUACACUGUUAGACUGUUCGUAAUCAUUUUAGCAGUGUGUCAAUUUGGUUUCCUAACGGCUGCUGUGGUAUUAAAGGAAAACUGGGGCAUUUCAUUUUGGAUUUUCUUUUUUUUUUUUUUGGUGAAGUAUUUCCUUAAUUUAAAAACCUACUCACAUUAAGGACACAUAAAGACAUUAUUUGAUUGUAGCUCUAAAUAGCAUAUUGUAUGACAAAAACACUGGAUGGUCAAAAACAAUUAUUUAAGCAUUAAAUAAAUUGUGUUUAACUCUGAAA
Messenger RNA from Centropristis striata (black sea bass), 15658 nucleotides. It is a transcript of the gene ank3a, whose product is annotated as ankyrin 3a. The record is from RefSeq and is a predicted model, not a curated record. Gene Ontology annotation, biological process: protein localization to T-tubule; signal transduction; regulation of cardiac muscle contraction. NCBI's taxonomy places the organism in Eukaryota, Metazoa, Chordata, Actinopteri, Perciformes, Serranidae. Bases 153 to 14117 code for a protein of 4654 amino acids. The transcript is spliced from 49 exons. Gene Ontology annotation, cellular component: T-tubule. Gene Ontology annotation, molecular function: protein binding.